CACCAGCAAUCGCCAUGAUAUCACGUCAUUUGUCUACAGCGUGACCAGCCAUUUGGGGGAUAAUGACGGCAAAUAAUGCGAAAAGAUAAUGUAAUGGAGGUACCCCUUCUUUUAUUGGUGUUUCAAGUGACGUUCAUCAUUGUAGGUGAAGCUGUUCAUCCAGGUUGCCAGUGCUUAAUCUUCUCAUCUACUUACGGCAAAGAAAAGGGCAUCUUUAAGAGUCCCGAUUACCCAAAGCCCUACUCGUGGAAUAUCGAUUGCCUCUUGUACAGCUUCGUGGCGGGACCUGAAGAAAUUGUAGAAAUUACUUUUGAGGAUUUCAACGUCUAUAAAGAUAGUAUUGAUUGUACCAGGGGAGACUAUUUAAAACUAUUUGUCCAUCUAGAGGCUGCAGCAGUUAACGAAUAUACGCCUUGGGAAAGUAUAUAUUGUGGACACAUGACCGAUAUACCUACAGUGAUUUAUUCUUCCGGAGCAGGGCUUGUCAUGGAAUUUCAUACAGGAUCCAAUAAAAAGAACUAUACUGGAUUUCUAGGAUUUUUUAGAUUUAUUAAUAAACGAUUGUUUCGGACAGACGGCUUAAAACUAGCAAACACGAUGUGCGACUAUCAGUUUGUUAGCAGCGAGCAAAGUCCCGUUUGAAAGUUUUAUUCGCCUCGAUAUCCUUCUAGCUACCCAAAAAAUAUUCGAUGUUCUUAUAAAUUCCGAGCAAGGUAUCAAGAGAGGAUACGAAUUAUUUUUGAAGGGAUAUUCUUACAAAAAGGUGACCUAAGUUGUCUAAAUCGUGCGGAUUUGAUACGAAUAUACGAUGGAAGUACCAACUCUAACCCUGCCAUUGGAGUUUUAUGCAACGAAGGAGGCGAAAUUGAAAUUUUGUCUACGGGAUCAGAAUUGUUUAUCGAAUUUGUCGCAAAUUCUGAUAUACCCGGCCAGGGUUUUAAGGCUAGGUACCAGUUUCAGAUGAUGGAAACUGAUAACAUCGAUAAUCAACAAUCGAAUCAACUUGGUAGUAUUUUAUUACCGACCGAAGUUGAGCCAAGUGUCAGCGAAGCGAGGUCAAGCUGUGAUUUAGCCUUCAAUAGUGACACAAGUAAAAAUGGCACUAUAAUAAGUCCAUUAUAUCCAUCGCCAUAUCCGCCGAAGACAACCUGUCGCUACGAGUUUCAGGGACGAGGCAAAGAAAGAAUACAGAUAAUAUUCCACGAUUUUAAUUUAUUUGCCUCACAAGAUGAUGCUCAGACAUGCGGUCAUCAAGAUUCGCUUAAUGUAUUUGUUCAUAUAGGAGGAUUAGUAGAGAAAAUAGAUUCAUUUUGCGGAUCAGUAAUACCAAAGCCAGUUAUGUCUAACGGGCCUAGGUUAAAACUGGAAUUCCAGAGUUUUUAUGCGUCAAGAUACUCAAGAGGAUUCAAUGCAACAUAUAUUUUUACGGAAGAUUUUGGUAUAAAAAGUGGAACACAAUUACUUGACUACCCAUGUGCCUUUGUAUUAAAUAGUAACGAGUCCAAAACUGGAUACUUUCAUAGUCCGAAUUAUCCAGGAUUUUACCCCAGAGAUACCGAGUGUCAUUACUUCUUUCAUGGAAAUGCAAAUGAAAAGGUCCAUUUGCACUUUGCCUACUUUGAUGUAGAAGGGGUUUUACCAUGUGAAGCUAUUUCUGCAAGUGACUACGUGGAGUUUUCAAAUUACAUGGCGCGAGACAGAAAAUAUUCUCGCCAUUGUGGUCAACUUAAGGAGUUUGAUAUCGAAUCCGACAGAAAAUUCUUUAGAGUUACCUUUAGAUCUAACGAUAGAUUGGAUGGCACAGGAUUCAAUGCUUCGUACAGUUUUUUAAAUGAGGUUGAAGUUUACACUCCAAAACCUACAACUGGUUCUGGAACAAAUUUAUUAGAAAAUCUACUAUUAUACUUUUCUGUGAUCUUAUUGAGGACAGCUGUGUAAAUACUUAAAGAAGAGAUUUGUUAUCAGUUCAAACACUAAAUUAUACGUGAUAUUAAUAAAAUAUGUGUUAAUUUA
This is a messenger RNA of Sitophilus oryzae (rice weevil), 2013 nucleotides long. RefSeq names its product suppressor of lurcher protein 1. The record is from RefSeq and is a predicted model, not a curated record. Gene Ontology annotation, cellular component: plasma membrane. NCBI's taxonomy places the organism in Eukaryota, Metazoa, Arthropoda, Insecta, Coleoptera, Curculionidae.